GAGCCCGCCACACCCGAUGAAACACAGAAGACUCCAUCUGUUGUUGAAGCACCACCGUUCGGCUUUCUGACGCGUGUCAGAGGGCCGUUUGGACCGCUACCGGGUGGCAAGACUCCAGACGCGGAACAAAGUACAGUGGACGGUGCUGAGUCAGCUGCAGCCGGGGAAAGUCUGGGGAUGAGGUUGAUGAGCAGCCACCGCACAUUGGCAUGGUAACCACGGCUAAUGUCUACCACUAUCCGUACAAGCGCGACACGAUGGUCAAGGCGUUAUCAGCAGAGGUGCUGAACACGCUGCGUGAGAUCAUCGCCAACAGCCCUGUGUACAGAGACACACUCAGUCAGGUGAUUGCCGAUGGAAAGUUUGUCGUCGGUGACAACCCAGCACACUUGGCUGACUUUGGAGCUGCCCUUGCCAAUGCCGAUCCAGCCAAGCUGCAGGAAGUCCUGGAAGAGAGAACGAUCCCCAAGCGACUGGAGUUGUCUCUGCAGCUUCUCAAGCAGCAGCUGGAGGUCUGCCAUCUGCAGCAGAAACUCGCUAAAGACGUGGAAGAGAAAGUGUCGGCCACUGAACGCAAGUAUCAUUUGAACGAGCAGCUGAAGAUCAUCAAGAAGGAGCUUGGCAUGGAGAAAGAUAACAAGGAGGCACUGUCCGAAAAGUUCAAGGCUCGACUCGAGGGGCUGACCGUUCCCGCUGAGGUUCAGAAUGUGAUUGAUGAAGAGCUUAACAAGCUGUCCUUCCUCGAUGAAAACUCCUCCGAGUUCAGCGUGUCCCGUAACUAUCUCGACUGGUUGACGGCUAUCCGCUGGGGUCACUUCACGGACGAGAACUUUGAGAUCCCGCGUGCCAAGACGACGUUGGAUGAAGACCAUUACGGCAUGAAGCCUAUCAAGGAACGCAUUCUGGAAUUCAUUGCAGUUGGACAGCUACAGGGUUCAGUCCAGGGCAAGAUUCUCUUCUUCGUCGGCCCGCCAGGUGUUGGCAAGACGAGUAUCGCACGUUCCAUCGCCCGCUCUCUCAACCGAGAGUAUUUCAGAUUCAGCGUUGGAGGCAUGAGUGAUGUUGCGGAGAUCAAGGGUCACAGACGUACUUAUGUUGGCGCCAUGCCAGGAAAGCUGAUUCAGUGCCUGAAGAAGACUAAAUCCUGCAACCCAGUUGUGGUCAUUGAUGAGGUGGACAAGGUGGCUCACAAGAGUGUGCACGGAGAUCCGCAGUCUGCUCUCCUGGAAGUGCUGGACCCGGAGCAGAACAACUCCUUCCUGGAUCACUAUCUCGAUGUUCCCGUCGAUCUCUCCAAGAUCUUAUUCAUCUGCACCGGCAACUCUAUUCCACCUGAGUUCUCCACGGCUCUGCUAGACCGUAUGGAAGUGAUCGAAGUCUCCGGAUACAUGGCACAUGAGAAAGUGGAAAUUGCUAAGCGCUACCUGAUGCCAAAGGCUCGCAAGGACAGCGGCAUUGAGGAAGGUCGUACCACCAUUGACGAGGAUUCCAUCAGCACUCUGAUUCGCGCCUAUUGUCGCGAGAGCGGUGUACGCGGUCUGCAGAAGCAGAUAGAAAAGAUCUACCGCAAGGCAGCAUACAAGAUCGUGGAGAAGCUUCCGGAAACCAGUGAGGUAGUAUCGGUGUCCGAUAAGAACUUGUCCGACUUUGUCGGCAAGCCUAUCUAUACGUCAGAUCGAUUGUAUGAUACCACUCCACCCGGUGUGGUCAUGGGCUUGAGCUGGACAUCGACUGGUGGUGCCCCACUUUACCUGGAGAUCACCAAUCGCUAUCGUGGCUCAGAGGGUACCCAGGGAAGUCUGAUCACCACCGGUAGUCUGGGCCAAGUGCUGCAGGAAAGUGCCAGCAUUGCCUACUCGUACUCGCGGGUGUACGCCAUGCAGCAUUUCCCAGAAAGGAUCAAUGACUUGGUCACAUCAACUCUGCAUCUUCACUCUCCACAGGGUGCUGUACCGAAGGACGGUCCAUCAGCCGGUGUGGCCAUUGUCAGCGCCCUGCUGUCGCUUGCCCUCAACCAGCCCCUCCGACAGAACACGGCCAUGACGGGCGAAGUGUCGCUCAAAGGCAAGGUACUGCGCGUCGGCGGCAUCAAGGAGAAGGUGCUGGGAGCUCGGCGGGCCUCAGUCCAGACCAUCGUACUGCCCGAGGAGAAUCGCUGCGACUGGGACGAGCUGGACGAGGUUGUGCGCGAGGGCAUCAAGGUGCACUUCGUCACGCAAUACUCCGAGGUAUUCCCCAUCGUGUUCGAAGACCGCGCGGACGCCGUGCCGUACGUGAGUCCACGCGACACUGACGACAAGAAAGCUGCCGAUGAAACAACUAAGACUGCUUCUGGAACGACGGCGACGAGUAGUAACGCAUCUGGUGAAUGGUUCUGGCAGCGCAUGUUCAGAUCGCCACCCAGCAGUCAAGAUCGAGCAUAGCGGUCUGAUGUAGAGAAUUUUAAAUGCUUGAACGCACUUGAUGUCACGGAACACGCACAGCUGAGCUUUCCGAUGACAAUGCUUUGGAUGCACGGCUGACUGCGGUCGUGUGAUAUGCUGUGGAUACACCGAGCCUGUGACUGAGGUCAUGUGACACGGUAGUAUUGCUCUCAUAGAUAUGCUUUGUCACAAGCUAUUAUCAUCCCGGCCAAUGACGAUCUGCCGGUAAAGUACAGCAACAUCCCUCAUUUGUUCGCUCUGUUUUGCUGUGCGUCAGGUGUUUAGUCCGUAUCACCCCGGUUGCAAGCAAUCUUCCCGGCAUCACCGUGGUUACUAGUGGUAUGCACAGGGUUACCAUGGCUGCCAAUAGUGCACUCAGUGUUACUGUGGUUGGUAGUGUAGUGGUAUGCCUGCAUCACUAUCACCAUGACUACCGACGGUGUACCCAGACACACAGUAGCAGAUCGCGUUGACGGGUGCGACUCCAGACGUAUCCGAUCAUUGCUUGAAGACAAAUCUCGAGUCUGCUCUCGAAUCGCCGACUAUACCAUAAUAUACAGCAAAGCUGCGAACGGUGCUUGUACUCGUUGCGCUUCACGUCAGAGAGAUGUCCUCGUACCUUUACAGUCCUAAGUGUUGUUGUGGAGCACAUGUGCAGCGGCAUAUGUGUGUGAUGAUGCCGUCCAAGCUUGGCUAGCUUCUCGCAGCAGCGACGACGUUCUUCAGGAAAGGAGCCGAGCUGCUUCUCCUGCGACGUCGUGUUGGGUCCGUGCCUCGGUUGGAUAAACGUUUCCAUUAUUUCUUCUAGUGUCCGUGCUACCACUGCCGCUGCAAUGUGUUAGCGUAGCCGUUUUCUAAUUUGCUGGCAUACAGCUUGCUUUCAGAAGCUCUCAGUGACACGCGAACCCGUCCUCAUGCACGCGAUCACCUGUUCAAUUAUGGCACACACAUCCACAGACUUGUCUGUAGUGUAUCAUACAUGCUACGGGGGUAGCCUGGGCCCGUUGGUCACCGGCCACUGCAGUGUUUUCUGUACUGCUGCCAAUGCUACUGCUGCUGUUGCUGCUGCUACUGUUGUUCCUAUCCUCAUUCAUGCUGUAUUAUUCAGAGUUAUAGCCCCUUGAAAAGACCCCGAGAGCUGUUGAUCGCUGCCGCUCUACCUUAAUACUUACUGUACAGGAGUAGACUUCUUACCAGGGAGUAGUAAAAUGCCGGUAUUUUACUACUCCCUGCUUGUCGCCGUGCUGGGAGGCUAAGCUCUCAACAAUGCUGCUUUGUUUUCGGCUCUAUAGUAUCUCCCCCCCCCCCCCCCUCCCACACACACACACCUCUCUGCCUCUCACUCCUCCAUUGCUGGUUGCAUAUCUUCUGUUGCAUGGAAUCUGGUGCAUCGCUCCAUUGUUUCCGCCGUUUUGCAGCGCUCGUAUUUUUCUACAAAUGUUUCUUCUCUCCCGAAUGCAUUCUUCUUCCCUUACCCCCAUCAUACUGUCAUUACUGUGCCUCGCGCUGCUGCUGUCACAAAUAGGUGCCAUGGGUCGCCGGAGGUCUGCUUGCCUUACACGAAACACACCCAGUGCUAUUCUUCCCCAACGCAUGUUGACAAAACUGUUUAAUAUAAUUAUCGUAACUUUC
Sycon ciliatum is the source of this 4055-nucleotide messenger RNA. RefSeq names its product lon protease homolog, mitochondrial-like. The record is from RefSeq and is a predicted model, not a curated record. Gene Ontology annotation, molecular function: ATP-dependent peptidase activity; serine-type endopeptidase activity; ATP binding. Lineage: Eukaryota; Metazoa; Porifera; Calcarea; Leucosolenida; Sycettidae. Gene Ontology annotation, cellular component: mitochondrial matrix. The transcript is spliced from 20 exons. Gene Ontology annotation, biological process: mitochondrion organization; protein catabolic process; chaperone-mediated protein complex assembly. The coding region runs from base 210 to 2423 and encodes 737 amino acids.